Molecule: messenger RNA, 1572 nt
Organism: Dendrobium catenatum
Lineage: Eukaryota; Viridiplantae; Streptophyta; Magnoliopsida; Asparagales; Orchidaceae
Exons: 11
Coding region: 464-1288 (274 amino acids)
Cellular component (GO): mitochondrion
Molecular function (GO): protein-containing complex binding
Source: RefSeq, a predicted model, not a curated record
UUGAUGACACGGAUGGCUUUCCAAAACCUUUACUACCCUCGAGGCGGUGGCGUGGUGCAUCCUCGAGCAAGCAGCGUUUCCGGGCUUGGAACCACACGCAGAGGAAAAUCUCUACAUGCUUUGUUUACCGUCGCUUCGUUUCUCUCGCUCAUACUUGCAAACGAAGCCCGGAGGAUUCCGACCACCUCUAACAAGGAAGGUUUCUACAUUAGCUGAAAAGGAGGCUGCUAUCUCACCACUCCAUUCCGUCUUCCCUUUAGCUUCCCCGCUUCCAGUUUUCACCUAUCCGAGCUCUCAGAAACUAGAAAUUGUACACAUAUUAUUUUAAUCGGGGAGGACAGGGCCUUUCAGAAUGAGGACGAUAGUUGCGCGCUUGAUCCAAUCGCAUUCGCUGCCAUCUAGAUUAAGUCUUAGCACUCUCUAAUUGAUCAAUAAAGUUGCUUUGGAGAAGUCAGUUUUGUUGAUGAACAUUACUUCUAUACAAAGUUCAGAAGGUCUAUUGAGAAAUGGGAGGCUGCUAUCCACAGGCUCAAAUAAAGUUGAAGAAACGUUUAAAGUUGAGGAAGCAGAAACAGUAAAACCUGAGGCACCUGGACCGGAGAAGGUUCUUGUUUUGGGUGGAAAUGGAUUUGUUGGCUCUCAUGUUUGCAAAGCGGCUCUGCAGCAAGGUUUAUCUGUUUCAAGUUUUAGCAGAUCUGGACGGUCAUCCAUUCAGGAAUCUUGGGCUGAUAGUGUUGUCUGGCACCAAGGAAGCCUUCUUGUUCAAGAUUCACUAAAACAUGCCAUGAAUGAUGUCAGCGCUGUGGUAUCUUGUGUUGGUGGUUUUGGAUCAUAUUCUCAUAUGUACAAGAUUAAUGGGACUGCAAACAUUAAUGCUAUCAGAACUGCCGCAGAGCAAGGUGUCAAAAGAUUCGUGUAUAUAUCAGCUGCUGAUUUCGGUUUGGUAAAUUAUUUAUUGCGGGGCUAUUACGAUGGGAAGAGAGCUGCCGAAGCGGAACUAUUAUCAAAAUUUACAUAUGGAGGUGUGAUUCUCAGACCUGGAUUCAUAUAUGGGACUCGCCAAGUUGGGGGCAUGAAGAUACCCUUAGGCGUUAUUGGCUCCCCACUUGAAAUGAUCCUCCAACAUGCUAAGCCACUAAAUAAGGUUCCAGUUUUUGGUCCUCUCCUCACUCCACCAGUAAGUGCAACAGCUGUAGCAAAAGUUGCCGUAAGGGCUGCAACAGACCAGGUUUUCCCUCCAGGCAUUGUUGAUGUCUAUGGCAUUCUUCGUUUCAGUGAGCAGAAGUGAUGCUUUUUUAAAAUCAUGGCAGUGAGAAUGGAUAUGGAACUGAUUAUAUGAACAUAGUAUGUGUUCUUUUUGUCUGAAUGAUCAAUCAAUAAUUGCUGAUGAGCUCUUAAUUUGAGCUUCUUUCUGCUCAGAUGAAGUUAAUUUUAUUUUCAAGUUCUUUGAGGACAUUUAUCUCAUUACAUUGGUUCGGCUAUAUGAAUCCUAUUUCUCCAUUGUGUUCUGUUAGGAGUCAAAUUCUCAUGUAAAUCUAAUAAAAAAGACUAUUUGUAAUAUUUUCUAAUCAA